AUGGUGCAACUUCCAAGGCAUGUAGCUUUAAAAUCAAAGUACAACGCCAACUAUUUGCGUUAUUUGAAUGAAGCUUCACCAGUUCAGACAUUUCUCCAGUAUUCUGGAGACACAGUUCUGAGUCCAUACACAAAGUUUGACAUUGAGCAGGCCAAAUGUGACCCUUCAUUGGUCAAUAUACGAUGUUGCUACAACAACAAAUAUUGGGUAAGUUUGCCUUCAGACCAUAACUACAUUGUUGCACAAGCUGACAAGACUGAGGAAGAUAAAUCCAAAUGGAAUUGCACAUUAUUCCAACCUAUCUAUGACAACACUCAUCAUGCUUUUCGAUUUCGUCAUAUCUAUCUUGGUUUCAAUAUUGUGUUGUGGAGAGUUGGCCCUCCAUAUGGGGAUUGCUUGCGUGCACAAUGGUCAGACCCCGAUAGAGAUCUUUGCGAUCUUAGCACAAUCAUUGAUUGGGGAACUUUGCUUUCCAUACCUAAAUAUAUUGCUUUCAAGGGUGAUAAUGGUUGCUUCCUUAGUUCUCGCUGGAUUGAAGGCCAUCAAUAUCACCAAUUUGCUUCAAAUGACAUCGGAGAUCCUACGAUUGGGAUGGAAACUUUCAUCACAAAAGAUGGGAGUAUUCGUGUAAAGUCAAAUUACUUUGGCAAAUUUUGGAGGCGUAGUCCUAACUGGAUUUGGGCUGAUUCCACUGACACCUCAACAAACAAUCCUGACACUUUGUUUUGGCCAACAAAAGUUGAUAACAAUAAUGUUAUUGCUCUACGUAACUUGGGUAAUAACAACUUUAUCAAGAGGCUCACAACCGAAGGCAAGACAAGUUGUCUCAAUGCUGCCAUCAACACAAUUGACGAAACUGCACGGUUACAAAUGGUAGAGCCUGUUCUUCGAAGAGAAAUAUAUAAUGUGAAUUACCGUCUUGCAGAUUCCAGAGUCUAUGAUCAAAUUCCACUUGUGAUGGCCACUGGGGAUGCUACCAACCGAACACAAGUAGCCAACACGAUGAAUUUGAAUCUAUCGUAUACUGAAACCAAAUCAAGCACGUGGAGUUCUUCAGUUUCUACAAAAUUGGGUGUCAAAACAACUUUGGAAACAGGUGUUCCCUUUAUUGCUGAUGGAAAGGUUGAAAUAUCUGCUGAGUUUAGUGGAUCGUACCAAUGGGGAGAAACUAAAACAACAUCACAGACACUUGGAACUACAUAUCAAGUAACUGUGCCACCAAUGAGUACUGUGAUUGUCAGUUUGCUCGCAACUAAGGGUACGUGUGAUGUUCCCUACUCGUACACUCAAUGUGAUACUCUCAUCAAUGGGGAAACAAAAAUUUACGAAAUGGAUGAUGGUGUUUACACUGGCAUCAAUUGCUAUAACUUCAAGUACGAAGUUAAAAGCAAACCAUUAGGAUGUUAA
Molecule: messenger RNA, 1407 nt
Organism: Momordica charantia (bitter melon)
Lineage: Eukaryota; Viridiplantae; Streptophyta; Magnoliopsida; Cucurbitales; Cucurbitaceae
Source: RefSeq, a predicted model, not a curated record